Messenger RNA from Amoebophrya sp. A120, 3568 nucleotides. The record is from the annotation of a GenBank genome assembly. NCBI's taxonomy places the organism in Eukaryota, Dinophyceae, Syndiniales, Amoebophryaceae.
CUGCUUGAUAGUUGUCACCACGACACCUUUGUUGUAGUUGUUGAAGGGUACUAGGUGGAGCAUUGAUUCGUAAAAACUUCAUCUCCAUCUUCUGGUCGUGGUCGUACUGCAUGGCUUCAGUUUUAUUUCCGAAAGCGAAAUCAAAACUGACGCUGACCUGAAGUAAAAACUAGAAAAUCAAAAUGGCAUCAAACCUCCUCGCCAGCAUUGCAUCUGCCUUCAGCCCGGUGAAGAAUGAGGCGAGUGUGAAGGACCAGCUUCAGAAAGGUCAUGUGGGCCUCAGCGACAAGCUUGACGACGACAAUACACCGCGGCUUCCCCAACGACCCAUCUACAACUUCGAAGUGGGUGACACCGUGGAGGUUUACUACAACACCCACCUCCUCGACGACGGCACGUUUCGGAAGGUAAAGCUUCCCCACAGCUCCACCCGCCACGCCAAAUGGAACAGUGCAUCCUGCUCAAAAAUGAACGCAGGCACUUUCACUUUCGGGCUGACGCAGGGGUGGGUGUUGGGGACUGUGGUGAAGAAGCAUCAGAAUUACGGCGAGCAAGCAGAUUUUCUUCGCGACGACCGUCAGAGUAGCACGACAGCGGAAACAAAUUUCAUCGAGAAUGACGACAUCAAUAUCGUGUCUUAUUUCUCCUUCACGGUAAAACUGGUUGGGGAUUACAAGGAGCCCAUGACAAACGAAUUCGUGGGGGCCUACAGUCCGAUCGAGCAAAACUUGGAAUACAUCGUGACCGAUUUGGAUUUGAUCCGGCCGGUUGAGACUGGAGAGAUUGAUGCUGGUCCUCGCGAUUUUAGCAAGGCAAAGAAAAAAGCUGUUGACAGCACUAGCACACCACAAGAAGUACAAGUAGAAGAUAGCCGCAAGUCGACCAGCACUGCCACCGUCUCCGUGCUCAUGGUGCGUUGGUACGACUACCACACCAAUCAGAAGAGAUCCGACUACAACAUAACUUCCGAGUUUGCGAUCAAGUCCCUGAUAGAGGACUCUGGGUUGGUGGAGUUGUUUGGGACGCAGUUGGAGGUCUGGAGUUUGUUUGUGCGGAAUGGGGAAGAAUUGUUGCAAUUUUACGAUCAGUAUCAAAUGCAAAAGCAUCGUACUAGUACUAGUAACUGCAAUACAAAUUAGAUCAGCAUGACGAAUGGAGUUUCUAAUGCUGUUUGAGCUUAGGCAUGAGAUUUGUCAUGCAUAUCUGCGAUUAGUACGAAUGCGAUUUUUUUGCACAGGAUAAGCAGUACUGCAAUCCGGCGAGUAAGUGGAAGUACCGCGACUGGGCGAGUGGUAGUGGAGCAAUGCUGUCUUCGGGAGCUGGUGCGACGUCGGCUCCCUUGUAUUCCCUGAAACAGUACGCAAACAGCAGACGAGGCGGGGGCGGCUCAUCUACAGCAACGCGGCCGUUGUCCAACAUGCUAAAAGUAAAAGCUACAAUGACGCAACAAGCAGACCAGCUCUCUCUGCAGCACAUUAUGCAGAAGGCGACGAAAAGAUACGGGAUGUACUUCCUGUGGCCCUGCGAAAAAACCGAGAAAACGGAUGGCAUGAUCGAGCAGACGGUCUUUUUCGAUUUCGUGGAGAAGAUUGAGGCCAUGGGGAUUCCGACGCGGUGGCCUUGUCCGGCGCGACUGUAUAGGAAGCUGUGCGGAAAGGAGUAUUUAGAGGGGAUAGUCUCUUACGGACCGAGUGAAUAUACUGCGGUGGAGGCGCCGUCCAACUGCUCUCGUGUGUCAACAACAUCUGCCAAGAACACAACUGCGCCAACAACAAGUAGAAACGGACCGACGACCGGGCACCAGCUGCAUCCGCCCACGACCUUUUUGCAGAACAAAAUCCUCCAAGUGCCCGCAACGACCCGGGUUUUCUUCUGCGACGUGUUCCAGAACCCAAGACUGGCUGCGAAAAACGCAAUCAGAGCCUUGGAGCAGAUUAAGGAGUGUCGGUUGAUGGAAGCAGCGAGGGCGACCGCCAGUGCCAGCACCUACAAUCGCGGCACAUCGUGUUGGUCACCUUGUUCAUCGCCUUCGCCUCGCAACAAGAUUCCUUCAACGGAAAAUCAUUCCGCUCUCGAGCAGCUCGACGGCCAACACACGACACAAGCACGGACAAAUAACAAAACAAAGGUCAUUUCUGGCGUGGUAAAACUUCCCUUUUCCUGGUGCGGUCAGGACGUCCUGAAGUGGGACAACGAAGAGGACCUGGUUUCGAAACUGCAGGAAAUUUUCGGGAAACAAAACGACUACGGCUACGGGUACAACUACGAUGGGUACUACAGCACCGGAGGAAAAAAUAACGGGAGCUACCAUGCAACGGUUGACGACUUCGACACCAGAACCUCUUGUCUCGUCCAGGAGUUUAUCCCGGAUCGGAUUGGAGAGGUGCGCGUCAUCGCGUUCAAUACCGGGACAACGGACCCACAAACCGGGGAAAGCAUCUACGACCUACGGACGCGGUACAUGCCGAUUACUCGGGAGACCAGCCAGAGUUCCUUUGAGAUGACGGACAGCAACAGUUUUACCAAGGAGGAGGCGUUAGAGGAAAUGUUCUGCAAUAAUGCUAAGCUUUGCGAAAAAAUUGACCACGACGCAAAAAUCCUCGCCGGCUGGUUUUUGAAGUAUUGGUAUCCCGCACACUGGAACUCGAGGUCUUGCCCUGCGAAAGCGAGGUUCGAUUUUUUGAUUUCCUGUCCGCGCAGCGUUCUGCUCUCAUCGUCAUCCACCCAGGAGCAGCUGCUAAACAGCACCGCAAGAGGCCGCAGAAGCGUCCUCUCGGGUAUUUCCACCAGCUCCACCACCGCAGAUUCAGGCGGAGCUCAGCCGCUUGUCAGCCCGGCGCUGAGUAGUGCAUCAGCAGUUAGUGUUAGUCCGGCUCUUAGUCCCGCUGGGGUGAGUAGCUUGACUGACGAGCUUGGAGGCGAGGAGGGCGGAACGAACAAUCACGCUACGAGUGGUCAAUCCAGUUCCGAUGAGGAACAUCAACCAGAUGAGCACCACGAGCAGCAAGCAGCUGCCCUGGAGGUGGGGGUCGACGAGGUAAGCACAGACACCACCCACUUAGACGACCACGUCGUCCAGCACCAGCCAAAGUGCCAGCUGUUUCUUUGCGAACUUUCAGAAUUAGGUGUGAGUUUGAACGGGCUGCCGAUACAGGCGAGAAAUACUGCGGUCGCGAACAGUCUACUGGAAGAGUCCGACGCAGAUGAACAAGGCGAAGUAGAUGACCUUGAAAAGGACAAUGCUCAUGCCGAAACGUGUGUUGAUGGGGCACAGAACAGGUAUAGGAGAACGCGUAGCGGUUUCAAACCGCUACCAUGGCGGUGGAAAUUAGAUGAACCGUUGGAAAUGGAGACUGACGACUGGGGAAAUCGGUGGUAUAAGUGGUGAAGAAACUGUAAAGAAAUAACUUCACUAGCAUGCAGGUAUAAGCACGUCGAAAUUUGGUCAUAAAGAUCACACGAUCAUCAGUUUUCCAAGAAAGCGACUGAGAGAAGAGCUGCGGUUACGAAGGGUUCACUUUGGGACUUUUUCAACACAGAGUUUUUCAAUAGCGUUAGCGACCGAAUC